AUGGAGUGGGGUCUUAACCUGUGCAGGAAUAGUGUUCCUAACUUUAUUCGUGGUAAUGUUUUAAAUCAAGAGAAAGGAUAUGGUUAUUUAACUUUCAAUGAAACAUCAUAUCGUCAUGCUAAAAGUUUUGGUAGUUUAGAAGCUAGAACAGGAUUUUAUCAUUUGAAAAUAAAAGCUGAAGACUGUUCUCAUCUAACAAAGUCGACAAAAUCUUGGCCAAUUACAUUUGAACAUAUUCAAUCUGAUUUACCGAUUUGGUCUAAAACAAAAUAUGCAUUUGAAAUAGAUUCAUUACAUAGACCAGGUCAUGAAGUUGGUAAAGUGACAGCAUACACAUCAGCUAUAAAUAUGACAGAAAAUGAUAAUUUUUUAUACGGUGAUGAUACCGGUAUGUGCGCCUAUACAAUACAAGAUCCAAGUUAUUCAUUCGCAAUUGAUGGACACGAUACUGAAGAUCGAAACCUGACAUUUCAUCAAAAAAUUACCUUGUGA
Messenger RNA from Schistosoma margrebowiei, 492 nucleotides. The record is from the annotation of a GenBank genome assembly. Lineage: Eukaryota; Metazoa; Platyhelminthes; Trematoda; Strigeidida; Schistosomatidae.